AAUAAAUUAACAAAAAGGGUUAUAAACGAAAAAGAAAAAACAAGAAUAUUUUUUCAAUUUUUUUGAUAAAGCCACGCGGACGAUGACGAAACAGCAAGAAAAACAUGUUAUAGUUUUAACUGGAAAUGGCACUAUUUUCUGUUUUGCCAACAACCUCGCAAGUUAGAGCCUUACCGCCUCACGCAAUAAACAAAUUGAUGAAUCCCGCACUCUCAAUCUCUCUGUCUUUCUCCUUUGACUGCUGAUUCCGAAUACUGACUUCAAAGAUCUUCUUCAAGUUGCUGCUGCUGGGGACAUCUUUGGGAUCAAAUGGCUAACCAGGAAGCAUCAGUUAGACAAGAUGAUUAUCUGAGGGUCUCCAUAUUAGGGGAUACAACAACAGAUACAAAUUCAAGCUCAUCCAAGACAAUAAGGCAUCAUAUUUCUGACUUAAAGAUGAUGCUUGUCGAAUUAUACAGAGGAAAACCCUUCUCAUUUUGGAUUCUUCUUCUUCUUAGUGGGGGAGCCAUGCUUAUUGCAUUCCCUGCUUCAAGUCUUUUAUCGCGUCUCUACUAUUCAAAUGGGGGUAAAAGCAAAUGGAUUUUGUCAUGGGUAGCAGUUGCAGGAUGGCCAUUAACUGCUUUAGCCUUAUUGCCUACCUACAUCUUUUGCAACACAUAUCCUACGCGUUUGAACUUGAAACUCACCAUUUCUUAUGCAGUUGUGGGUUUCUUAAGCGCAGCUGAUAACCUGUUGUAUGCAUAUGCCUAUGCCUACCUUCCAGCAUCAACUGCUUCUCUUCUGGCAUCUUCAUCCCUCAUCUUUUCUGCAUUAUUUGGUUAUCUCCUUGUUGGAAACAGGAUAAACGCUUCAAUCAUAAAUUCUGUUGUCAUGAUAACUGCUGCUUUAACCAUUAUUGCACUAGAUUCAGACUCUGAUUUGUAUGGUAAUGUGAGUAAAACCCAGUACACAAUGGGAUUUGUGUAUGAUAUCCUGGGAUCUGCUCUCCAUGGACUCAUAUUUGCGUUAUCUGAGUUAUUAUUUGUGAAGUUGUUGGGGAGAACCUCGUUCCAUGUGGUUCUUGAGCAGCAUGUCAUGGUUUCUUUAUUUGCAUUUACAUUUACGACAGUAGGCCUUGUUGUGGGGAGGAGUUUCCAAGGGAUGGAAGAAGAGGCCAGAAAUUUCAAGGGUGGAAUAACUUCAUACUCCAUGGUCCUUGUUUGGAGUGCAAUAACCUUUCAAUUGGGAGUGUUGGGUGCCACAGGAGUGCUAUUUUUAGCAUCUACAAUGCUUGCAGGGGUUCUUAAUGCAGUCAGAGUGCCGCUCACAAGCAUUGCAGCUGUCAUACUGCUAAGGGACCCCAUGAGUGGUUUCAAAAUCCUUUCUUUGGUUAUUACUUUCUGGGGAUUUUGUUCUUAUAUUUAUGGUAGUAGACCUUCCAAGAAUGAUCAUUCUACAACUUCUUUCUGAUGCUGCAGAACAUUUCCGGUGCUUUUAUUUCCGAUAAUGUUAUUCUGGUGUGGCCUGUAGUCACUGAACAUCCGAUCUUGUUUAUCGAUGGCCAUUUUUCACUGUCCUUGCACAAUCGUACUGCAGAGAUUUCUCAAGCUUUAUGGAAACUGUAAUUAGGUUGUAUAUGCUUUGCUUAUCUCUGUUAUAGUACAAAUAUUCAUGUCUCCAUUAAACACAUUCAAGAAUUAAGUUUUAUAUAUAUAGCAAAACUUGUCAGAAACUA
This is a messenger RNA of Spinacia oleracea (spinach), 1714 nucleotides long. RefSeq names its product probable purine permease 5. The transcript has 2 exons. The coding region runs from base 310 to 1449 and encodes 379 amino acids. NCBI's taxonomy places the organism in Eukaryota, Viridiplantae, Streptophyta, Magnoliopsida, Caryophyllales, Amaranthaceae. Gene Ontology annotation, molecular function: purine nucleoside transmembrane transporter activity. The record is from RefSeq and is a predicted model, not a curated record. Gene Ontology annotation, cellular component: membrane.